Messenger RNA from Dovyalis caffra, 873 nucleotides. Lineage: Eukaryota; Viridiplantae; Streptophyta; Magnoliopsida; Malpighiales; Salicaceae. The record is from the annotation of a GenBank genome assembly.
AUGGGUUUCUUGACACUUUUUGAGGUGGCAUCUAUGCCAAUUGUACAAGUCCUGCUGAUCAGCUUAUUGGGAGCCUUGAUGGCAACGGAGUAUGUGAAUCUUCUCCCUGCAGAUGCUAGAAGAUCCUUAAACAAGCUUGUGUUCAUGGUGUUUACACCCUCUCUCAUGUUUGCAAGCCUGGCUAAAACUGUUACACUCCAAGACAUCAUCUCAUGGUGGUUCAUGCCUAUUAACAUUGGGUUCACCUUCUUAAUUGGAGGCAUUCUUGGAUGGAUACUUGUUAAAAUAUUGAGACCAAAGCCUUACCUAGAGGGCCUUGUUAUUGCUACAUGUUCAUCAGGAAACUUGGGAAAUCUUCUGCUGAUAAUUAUCCCCUCAAUCUGUAAAGAGGAUGGAAGUCCAUUUGGAGAUCAUAGCACAUGCAGCUCCAUCGGACUUUCAUACGCUUCGUUCUCUAUGGCGCUAGGAGGUUUCUACAUCUGGACUUAUACGUUCCAACUAGUAAGAACUUCGGCUGCAAAAUUAAAAGCACUUCAAGCGGUAGAAGAGGUCUCAAAAGCACCCAACAAAGACUUAGAAGCUAGUCAGGAAACUCACCUUCUAAUAGGACAAGCUCAAGAAAAUGUUGCAAUAGUUGUUGCAUCAACCAAAUCUUCUGAAGAUACAAAAAGCCAAGCUAUUGUUUCCGAAGAACCAGACCAAGAACAUGGAAAAGGGAAGGUGUCAUUCUGGACUAAAACAAUAGGAUUUCUUCAUCAGCUCUUAGAGGAGCUCAUAGCACCCCCAACACUAGCUGCAAUUGUCGGAUUCAUCUUUGGAGCGACUACGUUUUUGAGAAACCUGAUAAUUGGUGACAAUGCCCCCUGCGAGUGA